AUGACUCCACCUACAAAUGUUUCGGAAGUCCGUAGAUUCCUGGGAAUGGUUAAUCAGCUGGCCAAAUUUCUUCAAAAUUUGGCAGACAAAACAAAACCUCUCAGAGACUUGCUUGUCAAAGACAGUGAUUGGAUAUGGGGUGAGCCACAGCAAUCUGCUUUUGUCAAAAUUAAAAAUGACAUCAGUUCAGCUCCAGUUCUCGUACAUUACAAUCCAAAUGCUAAAACAGUUAUUUCUUCUGAUGCAUCAUCAUAUGGACUUGGGGGAGUUCUUCUUCAGAAACAAUCUGACGGCAAUUUAAAACCAGUAGCUUAUGCUUCACGGACUCUGAGUGAAACCGAACAAAGAUAUGCUCAAAUUGAAAAGGAAGCACUUGCUAUUACUUGGUCCUGUGAGAGAUUCCGUGAUUUCAUACUUGGACUGGAAUUCCAUAUUGAAACAGAUCACAAGCCAUUGAUUUCACUGCUUGGUUCGAAAAACCUUGAACAGUUACUUCCCAGAAUCCAGCGAUUUCGCAUGAGACUUAUGUCCUAUAAGUACACAAUUUCGCAUGUUCCAGGGAAACGUCUUUCCUCUGCGGAUGCACUUUCUAGAGCUCCAGUAAACUCUCAACCAACCAAAAGUGACAAAGAUCUUCUUGAAGACACAAACAUCUAUAUUGCUUCUGUACUUGCAAGCUUACCUGCAACAGAAAAGCGUCUGGAUGAAAUCCGAUUCAAUUUACAAAUUGAUCCGGUGUGCUUGCAUCUUGUGUCAUUUUGUUGUGAUGGCUGGCCAGAAUAUGACAGAGUUCCCAAUUGUAUUAGAGCAUAUUGGCCGCAUCGGGAUGAAUUGACUGUUAUUGAUGGACUACUUUUAAAAGGGUCACAACUCGUAAUUCCUUCAGCUAUGCAGCUAGACAUUCUUGAAGCUUUACAUGCAGCUCACCAGGGAAUUAAUAAGUGUCGUGCACAACAACACCACUUCAGAAUGGAUACUCUCCAUCACAGCUACUUAUGGGGAGACAACUCCGGAGUAACUUACCAGUUCAUCCUUCUGUGCUUACACCAAAUCUACCAGAUCCAGCAGUACUCCACAAUGCUGAGACGACCCAAAGGAUUACACAAAAACAAAACUUUGAUUUGCGUCAUCGUUCACACAACCUACCUGUUCUUCGAGGAGGAGAAAGUGUGCUUAUCUGAUGUGUCUCCAAAUACUAACAGUCUGGCAGAUGGACAGAAACCUCACGAGAAUACUAAUGAUGUUGGUCAUCCUAAUGGUGUUAAAACUAGAUAUGGCAGAAUGUCGGUCCAACCUAAAAGACUGGACUUGUAG
Messenger RNA from Gigantopelta aegis, 1314 nucleotides. RefSeq lists its product as uncharacterized. Bases 1 to 1314 code for a protein of 437 amino acids. The transcript is spliced from 3 exons. NCBI's taxonomy places the organism in Eukaryota, Metazoa, Mollusca, Gastropoda, Neomphalida, Peltospiridae. The record is from RefSeq and is a predicted model, not a curated record.